Wasmannia auropunctata (little fire ant) is the source of this 2230-nucleotide messenger RNA. It is a transcript of the gene d4, whose product is annotated as zinc finger protein DPF3-like. NCBI's taxonomy places the organism in Eukaryota, Metazoa, Arthropoda, Insecta, Hymenoptera, Formicidae. The transcript has 9 exons. Gene Ontology annotation, biological process: nervous system development. The record is from RefSeq and is a predicted model, not a curated record. Gene Ontology annotation, cellular component: nBAF complex. The coding region runs from base 123 to 1673 and encodes 516 amino acids.
CAGCGCGGUACCACUUCCGGGAAGAAACCGGAGCGACUCCGGACCGGAGCACUACGGGACGUAACAGGACUAGUGCGCGGGCGAGCGAGAGGAGGUGGGGCUGGACAGAACUGUCCUUUAAAAUGACGACGGUGGCGAUUUCCCCAGCCAUGGCACACAAUAACAGCGGAAUGAUACAAGUGGUGAACGAGAGUAACCUAAGCAAGAUCGAGAGCUUCCUCAACGACACGGCUUACAGAGAAGCCAUUGAGAAUUCCUCCAAUUACAAUAGCCGACUGUGCCGGGAACGACGUCUCCGCAUGCCUUUCCUCGACUCGCAAACAGGUGUUGCACAAAAUCACUCUGCACUUUUUAUGUCCUCGAGAGAAAGAUUACCAGGGUUAUUGCACGGCCAGAUUUACACUUAUCCAAGUAAACGAUGGCGAAAGAAACGCCGGCAAUAUUUAAUGCACUAUCUGCAUCCGAAACGAGGACUGAGAGGAGAUACGGAAGAUGGAACGGAGGGUGUAGAAACUAUUACGCAUGUAAAUGAUGAUAGUAAAGAUUCAGUGGCACUUAAAGAUGAACACAGUAAAGACGCUUGGUAUUAUGACGAACAAGAUAUGUUAGAUAUGGAUGCCUAUGAAGAACCCGAUCCUGAUAGCGAUUAUGAUUAUGAGGAAAGUUACAGCAGUAAACGGAAACGCAGAAAAACCCGUGGAGGUGGUCAUCAUCCUGCCCGUAGUCAUCCACCGUCCACAGAUAGUCCAGGUGGCAAACGUACAAAAGGUGGUGGCCGUGGACGCAAAAAGACCAACUACGACUCUGUUGACACUGAUAAACCGUUCGUUUGUGACCUAUGCAGCGCACGGUAUAAGACCAGACCCGGUCUGGUCUACCAUUACGGUCAUUCCCACUCUACUUCCUCCGGUGAUCCUGCUAAGGAACUAAGUCCCAGUCCUGCCGAAGUUGAACCUAGGAGCGUUGCAGACACCGCUGCUUCGAACCAGCCAGGUGGUACACGUCGGGGUCGUCAGAACGCUACCUCCUCGAAUACCUCGAGUCCCUCCCCGGCGGCGCCCACCGCCGCACCCGCUGCGGGAACGGCGUCGCAGCCGCAGCAGUCGCAGCAGCAGUUGCAGUCGGCCGUGCAGACGCCCGUCGCACCGGCGUCACCCACCGUCCCGGCGACCAAGGAAGAUCACCUGCCGGCGGCGUCCUCGCCCGGCGGCGGCACCGCCGUCACGUCGCUGCCGUCCGCGGACACCGCGGGCCCCACGGGCGGCCCGCCCACACCCGGAGGACCGUCCGCGGAGAAGAAGGCCGGUGGCAAGUCGUCGGCGGCGCAGCCGUCCCCGUACUGCGACUUCUGCCUGGGUGACGCGCGCGAGAACAAGAAGACCGGCGGUUCCGAGGAGCUGGUGUCGUGCAGCGACUGCGGCCGCUCAGGGCAUCCAACUUGUUUGCAAUUCACUGCAAACAUGAUCGUUUCUGUUCGCAAGUACAGGUGGCAGUGUAUCGAGUGCAAAUGUUGCUCUAUUUGCGGCACCUCGGACAACGAUGAUCAGUUGCUGUUCUGUGACGACUGUGAUCGUGGAUACCACAUGUAUUGUCUGGCACCACCUCUCGCGUCACCUCCCGAGGGCUCCUGGUCUUGCCGCCUAUGCAUAGCCGAAUUUCAUCACCGUGAUUAAGUCCACUUUCAUAGAUAAGUCACGGAGCUAUCCCAUUUGCCGUGGUAUAGCGGUCAUCUUACUAGGAGAAUUAGGAGAGUAUUCACGGGCUCACCCCACAUAGUAUUACAAACGGCGUUUACAACAGACCGGCAAAUUUGUUUGAGAGAGAGGGAAAGAGAAAAAAACCUGUGAAAGGCAACGCUUCAUCGACUUUACUAUUUAUUACAAUAAAUUUGCAUUGAUCAUCGAUUCUCCCCCCCCCCCCCCUUAAAUUAUGUUAAUGAUAAUGAUGAUAAUAAUAAUAAUUAGGAGAAUACGUUUAUAUAGCAUAACAUUAGAUAUCUCAGGCACUGGUGAUCUCAACGAGAUAAAGAUGUAAGGAAACACGUAUUUAUAAUUUAACUGAGGUAGCUUCUACGAAUAGAUUGUAUAAAGAUAUGUCCCAAUCCAACUGUUAGCCAGAGGUAUGCGAAUAGUUCGAAUCCGAAUUGAAUCACAGUGGAUUCAUUUUUGAAAAGUUCGAAGUCAUAUAAUUUAAGAAUUUCAAAUUAACAGGAUUUUGAAAUUUCUUAAUU